This is a messenger RNA of Lepus europaeus (European hare), 1716 nucleotides long. RefSeq names its product vascular endothelial growth factor C (gene VEGFC). Gene Ontology annotation, molecular function: chemoattractant activity; vascular endothelial growth factor receptor 3 binding; growth factor activity. Gene Ontology annotation, cellular component: membrane. The record is from RefSeq and is a predicted model, not a curated record. The coding region runs from base 93 to 1349 and encodes 418 amino acids. Gene Ontology annotation, biological process: vascular endothelial growth factor signaling pathway; positive regulation of mast cell chemotaxis; positive regulation of endothelial cell proliferation. The transcript has 7 exons. NCBI's taxonomy places the organism in Eukaryota, Metazoa, Chordata, Mammalia, Lagomorpha, Leporidae.
GGAGAAAGGGGACCUCAGCCUCGCAGGGGCGCGCACGCCCCACCCCUGCCCCCCGCCAGCGGACCGGAUUCCCCGCUCCCGGUCCUUCCACCAUGCACUUGCUGGGCUUCUUGUCUCUGGCGUGUUCCCUGCUCGCCGCUGCGCUGCUGCCGGGUCCGCGCGAGGCGCCCGCCGCCGCCGCCUUCGAGUCGGGACUGGGCUUCUCCGACGUGGAGCAGGACGCUGACGAGGCCAAGGCUUAUGUAGGCAAAGAUCUGGAGGAGCAGUUGCGAUCUGUGUCCAGCGUGGAUGAGCUCAUGACUGUGCUAUACCCAGAAUAUUGGAAAAUGUACAAAUGUCAGCUGAGGAAAUCAGGCUGGCAGCACAGUAAAGAACAGCCCAACCUCAACACAAGGACAGAAGAGACAAUAAAAUUUGCUGCAGCACAUUAUAAUGCAGAAAUCUUGAAAAGUAUUGAUAAUGAGUGGAGAAAGACUCAAUGCAUGCCACGUGAGGUGUGUAUAGAUGUGGGGAAGGAAUUUGGAGCAGCAACAAACACCUUCUUUAAACCUCCAUGUGUGUCCGUCUACAGAUGUGGGGGCUGCUGCAACAGUGAAGGGCAACAGUGCAUGAACACCAGCACAAGUUACCUCAGCAAAACGUUAUUUGAAAUUACAGUGCCUCUCUCUCAAGGCCCGAAACCAGUAACAAUCAGUUUUGCCAAUCACACUUCUUGCCGAUGCAUGUCUAAACUGGAUGUUUACAGACAAGUUCAUUCAAUUAUUAGACGUUCCCUGACAACAACACUAGCACAGUGUGAUGCAACAAACAAGACUUGCCCCCCAAAUUACAUGUGGAAUAAUCACAUCUGCAGAUGCCUGGCUCAGCAAGACUUUAUUUUUUCUUCAAAUGCUGGAGAUGACUCUGCAGAUGGAUUUCAUGACAUCUGUGGACCCAACAAGGAGCUGGAUGAAGAGACUUGUCAGUGUGUCUGCAAAGGAGGCCUUCGGCCUUCCAGCUGUGGACCCCACAAAGAACUCGACAGAAACUCAUGCCAGUGUGUCUGUAAAAACAAACUUUUCCCCAGCUCAUGUGGGGCCAACAAAGAAUUUGAUGAAAACACAUGCCAGUGUGUAUGUAAAAGAACCUGUCCAAGAAACCAGCCCCUCAAUCCUGGAAAAUGUGCCUGUGAAUGUACAGAAAACCCACAAAAAUGCUUCCUAAAAGGAAAGAAAUUCCAACAUCAAACAUGCAGCUGUUACAGACGACCAUGUACAAAUCGACUGAAGCAUUGCGAGCAGGGACUGUCAUUUAGUGAAGAAGUAUGUCGCUGUGUCCCUUCAUACUGGAAAAGACCACACAUGAACUAAGUUUGUACUGUUUCCCGAGUCACCAUUUUUCUCUCAUGGAAAACUGUUGUUAUCACAGCAGAACUGUUUAUGAACAGAGAGACCCUUGUGGGACCUUGUCACAAAGGCAAAAGUCAAUGUUUCCUGAACCACCUGUGUGGAUAACGUUACAGAAAUGGACUGGAGCUCAUCUGCAAAAGGCCUCUUUUAAAGACUGGUUUCCUCCCAAUGACCAAACAGCCUAGUUUUGUUUUUUUUUCCUCUAGUGAUUUUUUAAAAAAGAAUAAUGACUAUAUAAUUUAUUUCCACUAAAAAUAUUGUUUCUGCAUUCAUUUUUAUAGCAAUAACAAUUGGUAAAGCUCACUGUGAUCAAUAUUUUUAUAUCUUG